AAGAAGGGAGCGGAGAGAAGAGGAAUGCUGGGAGAUAUACGGUCUGCUGGAGAGACGUUUAUCUGUAUGAAGUGAGAAGUUUACUGGGAGUUGCUUCUGUCCGUUCCCUGAAUGGUGUAUGUUCAUGUACAAGGCACCGGCAGCCAUCUUGUUAAGGAUCUGCAGUGAGAGUAGAAGCAGGUUUCCUUCUGAACCAAGAGUUGUGUAACCUGACUGCCUGGCCAGUAAAGGGUCACUGGGAUCUCUAUAAGCAGCUGUUUAUCUAUAAGUCUGUGUGACAUCUAUGAACUGGGAAGCCCUGAGUUGCUGGAUGUUUCUUCAGCUCUCACAAGUGUUUCCCUGUUUCAUUACAGCCGUCGCCUGUUAGUGUCCCAUUAAACAAGUGGAGCUGCAAGAGUCAGAAGAGAAAAAGUAGGGCUGCCGGCCCAGCACCAGAGGGAGCUCCUUUCAGCUUUUCAUAAUCCUCCGCACACACCAAUGAAACCAGCGUUUCCUCGUACAGCUUCAACACAUGGCAGAAUCCUUCUUUCCACAGAAAUGCGAUAUUCUAGUUAAAGGUCCCACGCACACUACGACACACUAUAUCCAGCUGACAACAAGUUGCGAACAUUCUCACGAUGGCAGACUCAUCCCCUUCAGCAGUUUUCAAGUUAGAGGAGUUUAAGAAUGAAGAACAGGGAGUACCUUUUUCUUUUGUGGAUCCCGCUCGUGGGGCAGGUUUUGAACAACCUGUAGCUAAGAGUUCACCUAACCUACGAAGACACCCAGGUAAGGAACCACGUUUACGCAUUGAGUCUGCUACAGACCACAGCGAGACAGACAAAGUGAGCGAGCUCCACCCUUUUCGUUCCCGUUCUCGUUCUGCUCCGUCUUCCAUGAUCGCUACAAAAUAUGGAAGAGAGUUAAGAAGAAUGAGUGAUGAAUUUGAAAAAAGCUUUGCGGGCCUUCCUCGUCCAAAGAGUGCCGGUGCCGCGGGUCAGAUGACUGGGAACAAAAGUUUCAAAGAAUUAAUAAUGGGUUUGUUUGUAAGACGGAAAAGUAAAGGAAAGGAUGAGUCUGGAGAUGAGGAGUGAUCCUGUUCUGUGAUGGGAACUACCCACUAUGUGAAAUAUUUGCAGAAUUUGACACAGUUUCACUGGAUUGCGCUUUCCUGAAUUUUAGGGAAACAUGAUGGCGGAUUUGAAUGGGAAUACAAAUUGCUGCAUAUAAAUAUGCCAGCAGGAAAACAUGCAGGUGUUUUGGCUGAACAAACUGUCGGUGAACGUUCUUUGUACAGAAAGCUGCUGAGUAAAAUAGUGGGUAAUUACAGAAGGUGUCAACGUCAUUGUGGAAAG
Molecule: messenger RNA, 1334 nt
Organism: Xenopus laevis (African clawed frog)
Lineage: Eukaryota; Metazoa; Chordata; Amphibia; Anura; Pipidae
Gene: bad.S
Product: bcl2-associated agonist of cell death-like
Exons: 5
Coding region: 618-1073 (151 amino acids)
Source: RefSeq, a predicted model, not a curated record